AUGAAUGGCUCUAGUACAAGCCGGGUGCUCCUGACCCUUACAGCUCAGCGCGUCUCACCAGCUUCUUCGCGCUUCUCACAGCCCAUUCACCGUCGUUGCGGCCUCCUCAAUCUCACGACCGAGCGCAAAGCUGCUACAGCGACCUAUGUUCCCUGUCAACGACGUUUCGCAAGCCACCAGCAGACAGCGCAGGACUUGAACCAGAAGGGCAUCGACCAGCAGCUAUCUGAAUAUGAUCGAAAUAUAGCGGAAGAGCAAGACAAGCAAAGGAGAGCGCCAUGGCAUCGCGAGGGCUCUCAAGAACCUCCUGUCAGGCGGCAACGCUCAGCAGGUGCCAUGACCAAAGGCAAACUUCUGACUACACCUUCACGCCUGCUUAAGUUAGUACUACCGCUCAGCACAGUGGACAUCAAUACCGAUCGCAAGGACGUGGCUCCGUUAGCCCUGCUAGUACACCCUAGCCAGCCUCUAUCUUACUUAUCACGUCUUAUCCAGUCUGAGCUUCCUACCGUUCCAGGGGCGAAGGGCGUCGAUCGUCCACCUGAGGUAUCUUUCAGGGCUGUGGAAUCGAAAGAUGAUGAGACCCCACCCUCGAGGCCCGUUGUUGAGGAGGGCAAAGGACCGAACGACCCCGAAGAUACUGAGAUCGGCGAAGGAGCUGUUCAGUCAUACAGCGGCGCAGGCAGAGAAUCUGAGACUGACUCCGAAGGUGAAUUCAUCAGAUGGUCCUCGUCUACAGAGAUAGGCGAUUUCAUACGUGACGCUGCUAGGGCCAAGGAGUUUGAGGUUGAGAUCGAGGGAAAUCCAGAGACAAUCAAGGUUGCAGUGCCCUCCUUCAACGACAGAACUUUCUAUCUGCGCCAGCGUUUACGUCGAAUGGCGACCACCAUCGCGGACAUGGCGACUUUGAAACACGAGUGUGAUGCUGCUGCACAUAAGACAGGGCAACGGGUGAGGCUGUGGGAUCCUGGUAGGAUAUUGGAUGUCGUGUACCGUCUCACGUUCGAGACCGACCUUGGUUGGGAUGUCAUGGAACCUGUUACAUACCUCGUCGGCUUAUCGACUCUAAUCGGCGGAUACAUGUGGUUUCUAUAUCACAAUCGCGAAGUGAGCUAUAGAUCAGCAAUGAAUCUCACGGUCAGCAGACGUCAAAGCAAACUCUACGAACAACGUGGAUUUAAUCUACAAAAGUGGGAAGCUCUUAUAGAAGAAGCCAAUGCUAUCAGGAAAGAGGUUAAGGCUGUAGCAUCAGAGUACGACGUGCAAUGGGACGAGAUGGCUGAUGAGAAAGAUCCGAGAGUGACGAAAGCUCUAAGAGACGAGAGGAGAGCGAACCAGAAGAGAUCGGGUAAAAAGAAAGACAAAGAUGAGGAAGAGGAAGAUGACGAUUAA
Molecule: messenger RNA, 1392 nt
Organism: Lithohypha guttulata
Lineage: Eukaryota; Fungi; Ascomycota; Eurotiomycetes; Chaetothyriales; Trichomeriaceae
Exons: 4
Coding region: 1-1392 (463 amino acids)
Biological process (GO): calcium import into the mitochondrion; mitochondrial calcium ion homeostasis
Cellular component (GO): mitochondrial inner membrane; uniplex complex
Molecular function (GO): uniporter activity; calcium channel activity
Source: RefSeq, a predicted model, not a curated record